Staurois parvus is the source of this 424-nucleotide messenger RNA. NCBI's taxonomy places the organism in Eukaryota, Metazoa, Chordata, Amphibia, Anura, Ranidae. The record is from the annotation of a GenBank genome assembly.
GUAAAUCAAAGAAGAACAUUCUUAAUCUUGUAUUAAAGUGUUACAAGACCCAGUACCCUGCAUUCAAUCUAUCGGAGUCAUUCACGUAGGAGUAUUAAAUGUUCCAGGAGACAAAGGGAGGAUGCAGAACCCCCGACCUCUGUCUGGACAGUGCUGAUUGGCCCUGUGCUGAUCACAUGCACUUUCCCAAGAAAAAAAAAAAACCUCUCUAGCAAUACAUACCAAACUGAGCAUGUGCAGGGUGGCUCUGCACAAUAUGUAUUAUCAAGAGAUAAGAGGGGGACACUGGAAGAAGGGGAGGAUCAGAGAAGUCAGGAUCAAACAGCAUUUUUACACAAUUCAAAGGAUUUACCCCUUAGGUUCCAGAGUGAGUAUACCAAGCAUGCUUUACUGCAUAUACAAACUGAUUUUAUUGUUGUGGGUU